Molecule: messenger RNA, 360 nt
Organism: Medioppia subpectinata
Lineage: Eukaryota; Metazoa; Arthropoda; Arachnida; Sarcoptiformes; Oppiidae
Source: the annotation of a GenBank genome assembly
UUAUUUCCAAACGAUUAUUUCAAAAAUGUACAAAACCUUCGCCGUUGGUCUACAGACUAUGCUUUCAAUCAAUUAAGAAAACCAAACCUUAAGGGAGAUUGGAGAAAACACGCCAGAGCUGCAGUCGUAAACGCAUACUAUAAUGCAUUGGAGAAUAGUAUAGAAUUCCCAGCUGGUAUUUUACAAGGAUCAUUUUUCAGCAGAGAUAAGCCUAAUUACCUUAAUUUUGGUGGCAUUGGGUUUGUGAUCGGACACGAGAUUACACACGGAUUUGAUGAUAGGGGCCGUCAGUUUGACAAAGAUGGAAACAACAAGAAUUGGUGGGACUCUCAGACUGACAGCAACUUUAAAGACAGGGCU